GUGGUGACAGGCCUUUGGCUGCUCUUAAGUUGCUCAAAAGAGUCAAAGAACUAAACUACUUGGUACUUGAAUGCCUGGCUGAGCGUACACUUGCUGAUCGCUAUCAAAUCAUGGUUUCUGGUGGUGAUGGUUAUGAUUCCCAAAGUAAGUGUUUCCUGUUAUGGCAGUUUGUGUUUUGAUACGUCAUGGAAUAUCAAUAUUCAUUUCAAGCAGUGAGCUGAACAAUAAAAUAUGAAUUCUGAAUCAAGUCUAGUUGGUUGUCAUCAUGCUUUUAGUUCAGCUGCUUUUGAAUGAUUAAUGUGGUUAUGUCUAUAUCUUCGACCUAAGCUGUGUCGCCACUUGUACCUUCUGAGUGGUACAAUCAAAUGGUUUCUGACUGGAUGCGUACAUUGCUGCCUCAAGCUAUGGAAAGAGGAACUUGUAUAGUUACCAAUAUGGGUGCAAUGGAUCCUUUGGGCGCUCAAGCAAAAGUCUUAGAAAUAGCUAGCAGCCUGGGGCUUAAUAUUUCUGUUGCUGUUGCUCACGAGAUAUCUACCGCGAGUUUAGGUUCAGGAUGCUUACAUGAGAGAUUGCAUAACAUGAAGGGUGGUGUCAGUACCUACCUGGGAGCGGCUCCUAUUGUUCACUGUCUUGAAAAGUACCACCCAAAUGUGAUAAUCACUUCGAGAAUUGCUGAUGCUGCUUUAUUCUUGGCACCUAUGGUUUAUGAACUAGGUUGGAAUUGGGAUGACUUGGAUCAGUUAGCACAAGGAUCUCUGGCUGGGCACCUUCUAGAGUGUGGCUGCCAACUUACUGGGGGAUAUUUCCUGCAUCCAGGAGACAAGUAUCGAGAUAUACCCUUUGAGCAACUACUGGAUUUAUCGCUUCCUUAUGCUGAGAUUUGUUUUGAUGGACAAGUAUGUGUAGCAAAGGCAGAAGGUUGUGGUGGGGUUCUAAAUUUCAGUACAUGUGCUGAACAACUUCUUUAUGAGGUUGGAGAUCCUGGUGCAUAUGUGACCCCUGAUUUGGUUGUUGAUUUUCAGAAUGUUUCGUUCCUUUCACUGUCAAGCUGUAGAGUUCUCUGUAAGGGGGCAAAACCCUCUGCUAAACCAGUUCCAGAUGAACUUCUGCAGUUGGUUCCAAAGGAGUGCGGAUGGAAGGGAUGGGGAGAGAUAUCUUAUGGCGGCUAUGAAUGUGUUAAACGUGCUAAAGCUGCUGAAUUUUUGGUUAGAUCAUGGAUGGGAGAAUCUUUUCCCAUUCUUAACUCGCAGAUUCUUUCUUAUAUAAUUGGAUUUGAUAGCCUCAAGGCUACCAGCAUUGGUGGAAAUUCUUCAUCCUGGGAGACUAGUGAUAUAAGAUUACGGAUGGAUGGACUCUUUGUGCAGAAGGAACAUGCUGUCCAGUUUACUAGAGAAUUUACGGCGUUAUAUACAAAUGGGCCUGCUGGUGGCGGUGGUAUCAGUACUGGAUUGAAGAAAGAAAUUCUUCUCGAAAAGAGAUUGGCUAGGCGUGAGGAUGUUUUCUGGAGAAUUGGCGUGAAGAGCUGCAGGACAAGCAAUUCAGAUAAAGUAGUACUUCCUGAAUGCAAUCUGAAUCACACACUGACAUGGCCACCACAUGUACAAGCUGAAACUGACAAUUCUUUCUCAGAAUUAGCUUCACCUGAUCGGAACUGCACUCCUGCCCCUUCUGGCCAGAAUAUUCCUCUCUACAGCUUAGCACACAGCCGAGCUGGGGAUAAAGGAAAUGAUAUAAAUUUCUCUCUCAUCCCACAUUUCCCCCCUGAUGUUGAGAGGUUGAAGCUGAUUAUCACACCUCAAUGGGUAAAAGAAGUGGUCUCUCCUCUUCUAAAGUUAUCUUCUUUGGAUUUAGAUGCAGGAAAUGAAAGAGACAAGUGGGUGCAUGAUAAUGUUAAGGUGGAGAUAUAUGAAGUUAAGGGAAUCCAGUCAUUGAAUGUUGUUGUCAGAAACAUCCUAGAUGGAGGUGUCAACUGCUCUCGGAGAAUUGAUCGCCAUGGAAAGACCAUUUCAGAUCUCAUUCUGUGCCAACAAGUAGCAUUGCCUCCAUGAUUGUGUCUACCAGUAAUAUGACCUUGUUCUGAUAAGUCUUAUUUGACUAUUACAACAGUCUCUUUGUUGUUCCCAUUGUCAUAUGGCUUGAGUAUUUUUGGACCUUGUCCAGACUAAAUCCCCCUAGAAGGGCAUUGGUUUUUAUUUGUUUUUAAGAGAAGUAAUAAAGUUUGAUCAUGACAAAAUAUAUUCAAGCCAGUAAUAAAGCAGGCUGGUGUAGUCUUA
Prosopis cineraria is the source of this 2273-nucleotide messenger RNA. RefSeq lists its product as uncharacterized. The coding region runs from base 366 to 2048 and encodes 560 amino acids. NCBI's taxonomy places the organism in Eukaryota, Viridiplantae, Streptophyta, Magnoliopsida, Fabales, Fabaceae. The transcript is spliced from 12 exons. The record is from RefSeq and is a predicted model, not a curated record.